Messenger RNA from Ornithodoros turicata, 1120 nucleotides. Its product is annotated as superkiller complex protein 8-like. Gene Ontology annotation, molecular function: protein binding. Gene Ontology annotation, cellular component: Cdc73/Paf1 complex. The record is from RefSeq and is a predicted model, not a curated record. The transcript is spliced from 10 exons. Lineage: Eukaryota; Metazoa; Arthropoda; Arachnida; Ixodida; Argasidae. The coding region runs from base 191 to 1099 and encodes 302 amino acids.
UGUCCUUGUUUUGGCUACAGCAGGCUACAGGCAUGUGCGUGCACAGUGCGGUUUAUUCCAUUAAAUUUGUGCGAUUUUAGCUGGAAGCUUGUAAGUUUAAAAGUCGUUCACCUUUCGUGUCAGACACAGAGAGAGCUUGGAGCAACAUCUGUUGCAGUUGACCAGUGUUGAACGGUGUAUUAUCAGUGAAAUGUACUCUGUACUAUUCAAGCAAGAGCAAGCGCAUGAAGAUUCGAUAUGGAGCUGUGCUUGGACAAAGAUGGAAAAAGAUGGCACAAACUACAUCCUCACGGGUUCAGUUGAUGACACUGUUAAGUGUUGGAAAUGGGACGAAGAGAAACUAGACCUGCAGCACGUUCUUGAAGGCCAUGCUCUUGGAGUUGUCUCAGUUGACAUCGCACAUGAUGGAAGUGUGGCUGCUUCUAGUUCUUUGGACUCCAACAUAAAGCUGUGGGAUUUAGCAACAGGAGAGGAAAAGAAAAGCAUAGAUGCUGGUCCUGUGGAUGCCUGGUCAGUCACCUUCUCACCAGAUUCUCGGUUCCUGGCUUCGGGAUCUCAUUCUGGAAAGAUAAACCUUUAUGGCGUAGAAAGCUGCAAACUGGAGUCAUCCCUUGACACAACAGGAAAAUUCACACUGAGUAUUGCAUUUAGUCCUGAUGGAAAAUAUAUUGCCAGUGGAGCCAUCGAUGGCAUCAUCAAUGUAUUUGACAUCUCUACAGGGAAGCUGGUACAUACACUAGAAGGCCAUGCAAUGCCCAUCAGGUCAUUGACGUUCUCACCAGAUUCCCAGAUGUUGGUCACAGCAUCGGAUGACUGUCACAUAAAAGUCUAUGAUGUCCAACAUGCGGACCUUGUUACAACUCUCUCGGGUCAUGGCUCUUGGGUGUUGCACGUUUCAUUUUGCUCAGACAAUGCCCAUUUUGCAUCAAGUUCAUCAGACAAGACUGUGAAGGUAUGGAACUUGGCAGCUAAGGAAUGUGUGCACACAUUCAGUGAGCACUCCGACCAGGUGUGGUGUGUGAAGUACAAUCCUAAUGGAAGCCGGCUAGUGUCAGUGUCUGAAGACAAAAGUAUCGUAAUUUACGACUGUCCAGUGUAAUAAAUAUCCAGUAUCCCUGUC